CAUCAUCUCCCCCUUCUCCUCCUCCUCCUCCUCCUCCUCCUCCUCCCCCUCAAUAUCCCCCUCCUCUUCUCUUACACAUAUCUUUGGAGGGUUACCAUUCUACACAGCAAUACACGAUCACGAGUCAGGUGUAACAUCAAAUCAGCAACAAGGGUUCAUACUAUCAAACUCAGAGAUACAAGAGAGCGCUCACUGCUCUUCCGCGUCUUCCGCCCUUUCCGCUCCGCACACCUCAUCCUGCAACAUCUCCCCCUUCUCCAAUUCACCCCCUUGUCAAAGUUCUUCAUCAGCAACUCGUCCGUGGAAGGUACAGCAUUACAUUGUAUAAAUCAUACGCUAUCGGGGACCGGACAGUCCCAUCAUGUCUCUCGCAGAGGCAUCGUCCACCAUUACACUAGGCCCACCACCACCCCCAGCACCUGGGCAAUACGCGCGAAAUCACAGACGCUCGCGAUCAUCUCAGUUCUUCACAGAAGAACGCACUCAGGGCGCCUUCUCUCCUCUCCCUCCUCUCCCAAGGCGAAGCAGCGUCCGAACGCGCAGGACUUCCAGUCCAAUUCCAAUACCGGGGGCAGCACUCCGCGCAGACUCCCCAUCUCCAGAUAAUGCGCUCGGACUCGUUCCUGGACCGGAGGAGACAGUCUCCAACGAGGUGGCAGAGAGCUUAGUGGACUCGUCCACCGUACCUUUCCCAUCUAUAGGCCCCUUAUCUCCCGACCCCACGACUGCCCCGCCAAAGCCUGCCCCACCCCUCGUCGCCCAUUUGCCCAUCUUGUCCCUACCAGAGCGCACACCUACACCAAUCCCCGUGGAGCCAACCCCGGAACCGUCCUCCCCUCAGUCUGCUCCAGAGCCACCCUCACCCAAAUUUACCCCCCAAUCGUCCCCCAUCACGCUAAAAAAUGGCAGGCCACUCAAGCCGUCGCUCAAGUCCCGCUCCUAUUCCACCCCACACCUCGCUUCCCUACCCAGCCACACUCGCGCCAUCUCCGCCCCUGCCACUCCAAACUACGUACCAAAGAACGUACACUUCGCGGGCGAGAAGGAAGGUCUGGAGCAUGUCGUUCUCUUCCUGCGAGAACAGCGUCCCAUCGCCGUGAGCCACGGAACCCCGGAGGACACGGAGACAGAGACGGAGAACGACGCCAAGCCAGCUUCAUUCACCUUCCCCCGGUUAGAGACGCCACCGCCAAGAGACAAGGUCCUCCUCGACCCGGAACGGACAUCACCUGUUCCUAAUGCGUCCAGCUUGCGUUUGCAGGACGAGAUGUCGCGAUAUCCGGUCAUGCUGGAGUCGUUACUGCUUCCUCAGUCAAAUCCCCUUGUCAUGCGCGGGACCGUCAUCGUGCGCAACAUCAAUUUCAACAAGCAAAUCGCUGUGCGCUUCACGCUCGACGACUGGCAGACUGUUUCUGAAGUCUCGGCGACGUACGUCAACCACCUGCCCUCUCUCCCUCCACCCUUCUCCUCCCACUCGCCUUUCGCAUCUCUGGACAACAAAGGCUGGGAUCGAUUCGGUUUCCAGAUCAGGUUGGAAGACUAUGAGCGCAAGAUCGAGGACCGGACAUUGUUUGUCGUCGUCAGAUAUGGGAGCGAAGGCCAGGAAUGGUGGGACAACAACGACGGGGCAAAUUACCGGGUGAGGUUCGUACGUGCCCCACCAUCGGCACCAAAUACUCCUUCGUCAGCUCCUUCGGGCACAGCGGCGCUCUCUUCUGCACCUGGUCCUAUCCCGACACCACAGGCCGUCGCUCGCUCGUCUACUGCCUCGCAGGCGACGUUCAUCCCGGUCUCUGAGCCUCCUCGACGCUCCCAUUCCUUCAACCAGCUCAACCUCAAGUUGCUCAACUAUGCACCACCGACAUCACCCAAGUCGGAACAUACAAAUUUGACACCGAAAGCCUCGUUAUUCCUUGCCAAGGACAAGGAGAGGGAGGAAGAGGCUGAUAAGAAAGCACAGGCGCAGCUCGUGAACGGCAGUGAUACGCCGCCCUUGCUGGAGUCGAAGCUGGCGAAUGCAGCGGCGAUGGAGAAGUUUUCGGGAGCAAGGAAAGAGGUUCUGCAUCCCACUAGCAGCCUGGGUGCAGAGUUCGAGGCCGAGAAGGCAGAACGGGAGAGGGAAAAAGAGAAUGGCGCUCCUAUUGCGCCCGUGUUCACACUGGCAACAUUGAAUUCCAUUCCCAACCCGAUAAAUCGGAUUGGUUCUCCAGCGCUCAGCGUCGACCGGAGCGCAACGCCCAGACCCGCUUCCCCACGCACCGUUCCUAACGGCCUCCCCUCGCUGGUCCCAGCCCGCCCCGCUAGCCCGAUGCACAUCCCUGUGCCGUUUCCUGGUGCAGGGACACGUCGUCUGGUAGGAGGAACAAACUCGCCAGGCUCGUCAAGCGAGGACCUUUCCAAGCUGGCACAGCGUCGAGCCAGGCUUGCGGGCAGUGGCUCCGGCUCAGAUGGUUCCCCACGGACUGCUUCCCCUCGCCCUGGAUCGCCACAUUUAUCCCUUUCAGACGGCACGACGACGACCACCCCUGCUACGCCCGUGAUCAGCACUACGGUGAACGGUGCCGCUCCCACGGGUGAGCAACCGCAGCAGCGGCGAAAGCUGUUCACCAUGGAGCCGAUGACUCCACCUUCCUCCUCCGAAGGCAGUCCCACGCAGUCUAUGCCAUCUUCUCCCCUUCAGAGCCCCCCACCCCGGUUAGACCGGAGUGAGCGCUCGUACGAAGAAUUCCUCCAAAAAUACUGCUUUUUUCGAGGACCAAACGAUAUGGGCACCCCGCCAAUGACGGCAGGGAGCAGAAAUAGCUCUGCUGGCCGGGGCUUGGGCCAGGUUCAAGGCUGAUCAUCUCACGAUUGGAUCUCACUCUUCCAUAUUGACAUGUAACCUCGGUCUACGUACCGAAUCAAAUCGAGCCGACUCGGGCUCUUCUCAGCGACGACGACACGAUCUACGAUCUCACGAAGCCUCGCUUCGACCACACACGCACGAACACGCAGGCUGCCUGUACAUAGUUCUAUUUUCUUUCCCCUGUGAAGGCCCAGCGUUUCUCUCUCACGCCGCUCAUGCCUAUCCCGAUCUCGGGGGCUCAACCUCCCUUCCUUGUCCCCGCAAGUCUUUCGCCUCCACAUUAUACAACGAUAUCCUGCGCCUGGUCCCACUGUUUCUUGUCUGCUUAUCUCUUCUCAUACUCAUCCAAUCCGAAUGCGUCGUCCUUUCUGUGUCCUCAAUACCAUCGUAUGCCCUCCUACAACAAAAAAGCCGGACUUCUUACCACCCAAGUUCAAAAUCGACGCGCACAUACAACUCUCCUCUUCAUUCUAUUCAGUUCCCC
This is a messenger RNA of Dacryopinax primogenitus, 3329 nucleotides long. RefSeq lists its product as uncharacterized. Gene Ontology annotation, cellular component: protein phosphatase type 1 complex. The transcript has 2 exons. Gene Ontology annotation, biological process: regulation of glycogen biosynthetic process. Gene Ontology annotation, molecular function: glycogen binding; protein phosphatase 1 binding. The record is from RefSeq and is a predicted model, not a curated record. The coding region runs from base 362 to 2839 and encodes 825 amino acids. NCBI's taxonomy places the organism in Eukaryota, Fungi, Basidiomycota, Dacrymycetes, Dacrymycetales, Dacrymycetaceae.